Pyricularia pennisetigena is the source of this 1191-nucleotide messenger RNA. RefSeq lists its product as uncharacterized. The coding region runs from base 1 to 1191 and encodes 396 amino acids. The transcript has a single exon. Lineage: Eukaryota; Fungi; Ascomycota; Sordariomycetes; Magnaporthales; Pyriculariaceae. Gene Ontology annotation, molecular function: oxidoreductase activity. The record is from RefSeq and is a predicted model, not a curated record.
AUGCGGAUUUCAGACGUCCUCAUCGGCAGCGCCGCCUUAACCAGCGCAAAGCCAUGGGGCCGAAACCUAUGGGCCUCAAACCCAUGGGCCAUCGAACCGUCGAAAGAAUUCUCACUCGAAAAGCUCAUAGACCUGACUCCCUUUGACGUGAACCGCUUCAAGCUCAAAUCGCCCCAGGAGCUCCUCGCCAAGUUCGACAGCUCCUCCCGCGGUCCUGCGCCGGCCGCAGACGAGGAAGAGACACCACCGCCGAUAGUAGCGCCGUCGUCAGGCCGCAACGACACCGAAGAGGCCCCCGGCAAGGUCGGGCACAGCACGGAAAAGACGGGGGCCGGUGGGCCCUGCACGCAGCCGGCGGUCCGUCCCGAGUGGCGCAACAUGACGGAGCAAGGGCGGCGGGACUACGUCAAGGCGGCCAAGUGCCUGGUUGACAAGCCGAGCGAGGGCAGGUUCAAGGGCUCGCACAACCGCUACGAGGACCUGGUCUGGGUGCACCACCAGAUGACGGACCAGCUGCACGGGUACGCGCAGUUCCUGCCGUGGCACCGCCGCUUCGUCAACGUCUACGAGACGGUGCUGCGCGACGAGUGCGGCUACCGCGGGCCCAUGCCGUGGUGGGACGAGACGCGCGACGCCGGCAACUUUGCCGGCGCUCCCGUCUUCACGCCCGAGUACUUUGGCACCGCGCCCGUGCGGACCCGCGAGGGCCGCGGCGGCUGCAUCACCGACGGCGUCUUUGCGGGGAUGCUGGUGCACAUCGGGCCCGGGACCGCCUUCGAGGAGCACUGCCUGUCGCGCGCCGUCGACGAGUCCCUGACCAGCGAGGUCAGCCAGGCCACCAUCAACCAGGUCCACCGCCAGGACAACUUUGAGAGCUUCGCGGGCCUGAUCGAGGGCUGGCCCCACGCCUACGGCCACAACGGAGUCGGCGCCGUCAUGUCCGACGUCGGUCCCGCGCCCGGCGACCCCAUCUUCUUCCUGCACCACGCCUUUAUCGACCGCAACUGGUGGCGCUGGCAAAACGUCGACCGCGACACCAGGGUCUACGAGCUCGCCGGCAAGUCUAAUGACAGGAACAAGCGCAUCACGCUCGACUACGUCUUGACGAUGAGGGGAAUCCAACCAGACGUCACGAUCCAGGAUGUCAUGGAUACAUAUGGAGAAACGCUUUGUUACUCCUAUGACUACUAA